Molecule: messenger RNA, 881 nt
Organism: Portunus trituberculatus (swimming crab)
Lineage: Eukaryota; Metazoa; Arthropoda; Malacostraca; Decapoda; Portunidae
Product: cuticle protein CP1246-like
Exons: 3
Coding region: 123-644 (173 amino acids)
Molecular function (GO): structural constituent of cuticle
Source: RefSeq, a predicted model, not a curated record
UAAAAGAACGAAGGUUAACGGCGAGGCGAAAAGCACGGGUAUAAAAGGGAGCCGGCUUCCAUUCUGCAUCAGUCAUCCCAGCAGCCUAUCUUGGAGUGCCGAGGAAGACGAAAACUGCAGCUAUGAAGCUUUUGGUAGCGAUAUGUCUGAUGGCGGCGAGCGUCAGUGCCCAGUAUGGUGACUCUGGUGUUGUUCAUCCUGACGGAAGGUUGGAGCAGUUCACCCGUGAGCAGGCCGACAACAUCGCCGCCAUCGGAUCAGCUGGCGUUAUCAUGCACGACGGGAGACACGUUCAGUUUGGCCAAGACAUGGCUGCCGCCCACAACAACCUUCCUCGCCAACGCCGUAGCAAUCCCCAUGUGCUGUCCCAUGGUCCAUCUGGAGUAAUUUUCAAAAAUGGCAAAGGGAGGCAGCUGGGCCGUGGCGUAACCAUGGUUCUCAGUAGUGACUCCGGAACUAUAUUCUCCGACGGACGGAACAUCCAGCACAGCGCCAAGAAAAGAUCAGCCCCCAUUGUUGGCGACUCAGCGAUCAUCACUCCUGGCGGAAAAUUGAUUCAGUUUCCUCACGGUGUCUCUGUCGUCGUGGCCGGUCCCUCUGCAGCCCAGCUGUCCAACGGCCAGAGCAUCCAGUAUGAACAUUAAUCCUCUCAUCAUCCUCGUCGCUGCUAGGAGGCUGCUGGAUGCAACUGACGUGACCGCUUUUUUGAGACAUUUGGUGACCUGAGGUCAUACAUUUUGUUGACUGGACUUAGCUGACGAAUUGGGCACUUCCUUUUUCCUUUGAUAAUCAAGUGAUCGUUGUCUUUUACAUUGUAUAUCUUUUAAUCUUUCUUUCAAUUAUGUACAAGGAAUACAUAUGUGCAAUCAAAAAAUGAAAAA